Molecule: messenger RNA, 2503 nt
Organism: Nematolebias whitei (Rio pearlfish)
Lineage: Eukaryota; Metazoa; Chordata; Actinopteri; Cyprinodontiformes; Rivulidae
Gene: adam9b
Exons: 22
Coding region: 20-2503 (827 amino acids)
Biological process (GO): proteolysis
Cellular component (GO): plasma membrane
Molecular function (GO): metalloendopeptidase activity
Source: RefSeq, a predicted model, not a curated record
CUCAUCUCUAGUUGAGUACAUGUUGACUGCACGAGACUUUUUAUACAUUUUAACGAUAAUAAUGGUCAGAAAAUAUAUUACAUUCGCUGUUUUAUUUUAUUGCUGUGUUUCUGGGACUGCAAGCACAGAAAAGUUCAGUGGGUUUAGGUCAACAUUGUCAAGAUAUUCUAUUGUUAAGCCUCAGGUGAUUCACAGGUGGACUAGGAGCAUAAACAGACAGACACAAUCUGAAAAGUAUGAAGACAGAAUAUCAUACGAGAUCAACAUUAACAACAGAAGACACAUUCUUCAUCUAAAACAAAACAGAGACUUCCUGCACCCAAAUUUCAUCCAGUAUUCACGUGACGCCAGUGGCAACUACAGUUCUUUGUAUCCAAAACUACAUGUGCAUUGUUAUUACCACGGAAAUGUGGAUGGAUAUGAAAAUUCAAUGGUUGCUCUCAGUACAUGCUCCGGUCUCAGAGGAGUCAUCUUCCUUGGAAAUGAGACGUUCGGACUUGAACCUGUGGCGCAGACUGCCACUAAUGAACAUCUUCUGUACCUCCUGGAGGACUCGCAGUCUGAGCCCGUUACCUGCGGGGUCGUUAGCGAGGCGACAUCUACGCCACGACACGAACCAUUUGAGCCUGGCAAAUCAAUGACUUCUUUGAGGAGAAAACGCAGUUUACCUCAGACCAGUUAUGUGGAGUUGGCGCUGGUUGUUGAUAAUCUCAGAUAUCAGUAUAAGAAAAAAGACGAGAAAGCAGUACGAGACGAAAUGGUGGAAUUGGCUAAUCUGCUGGAUGGGUAUUACAAGCCACUGAACAUCCGUAUUGUGCUGGUGGGCCUGGAAAUCUUCAAGGAUAGUAAUCCUUUUUCUGUAGAUGGUGCAGCUGGAGAUGUGCUGGGGAGCUUUGUGGGGUGGAGGAAGUCCACUCUGUUACCAAAAAUCAGAAACGACAUUGGUCAGCUCAUUGUUGGUCGGACCAGCUCAUAUCCAGGUGGCGUAUUAGGCAUGGCGUUCGUGGGCACGGUCUGCUCUGCAGCUUCUUCUGGAGGAAUUAAUGUGUACAGCAAUGACAACUUGCCUUUUUUCUCCACUGUGGUGGCUCAUGAGAUGGGCCAUAACAUGGGCAUGAAUCACGACAGCACUCAAUGCACCUGUGAUGGAAAAGCUUGCAUCAUGUCAGGAGGUGCUAGUGGUUCCACCCAGUUCAGCCAGUGCAGCGAGGGAGACUUUGAGACGCUAAUUAUCCGUGGAGGAGGCGUUUGUCUGAGAAAUCUACCCUCCCCAUCGAAUGUGAUCGGUACGGCUGUAUGUGGCAACGGCCGUCUGGAUGGAGGAGAAGAAUGUGACUGUGGCACACCAGAGGAAUGCAAGAACGAGUGCUGUAACGCCGCUACCUGUAAACUCACACGUGGGUCUUAUUGUGCUCAUGGAGCCUGCUGUGAAAAGUGUCAGCUCAAAGUUGCUGGAACACCAUGCAGAAACUCUGCUGAUACUUGUGACCUUGCUGAGUAUUGUAACGGCACCAGUUCGUUUUGUCCCGAUGACUUCUAUUUCAUGGAUGGACUGCCCUGUGGAAAUUAUUCUGCGUACUGCUAUGAAGGCCGCUGCCGGACGUAUGAUUACCAGUGCAGACGCCUGUUUGGAUCAAAUUCUGCAAAAAAGGCAGCAGAUAUUUGCUUUCAGUAUGAAAAUAUUAAAGGAAAUGUGUUUGGAAAUUGUGGAAUCAAACCCAAUGGAGAUUACAUCAAAUGUAAAGUGGAAAAUGCCAUGUGUGGAAAGGUGCAGUGCACUAACGUGGAUUUGUAUAAUCAUCCUGCCGGCGCCCAAAUCAGUAUUGAAAUCGUUCAAGGUUCCAGCUGUGUUAACGCCGACUUCAACCUUGGCACAGAUGUGCUUGAUCCAGCCUAUGUUAACCCUGGCAGUCCUUGUGCUAAAGGAAAGACCUGUUGGGAGUUCCAGUGUGUAAACGCUUCGGUUCUACUGCCCAACUUGACUUGUGCUGCUGAAACCACCUGCAAUGGACAUGGAGUUUGCAAUAAUCUUGGACAUUGUCACUGCUUCGACGGCUGGGGCCCACCCUACUGCGACAGAGCAGGAUCAGGUGGCAGUAUUGACAGCGGUCCUGCUCAAAUAGAUUACUCCCUCAGGAACGGCCUGCUGAUCUUCUUCCUGUUGGUGGUUCCUGUUCUCGUGGCUCUCAUUCUGGUGCUCCUGUACAUGUUUAAAAGGGAUUCUUUGGAUGUUUGCCUGAAAGGAAGACGCAAAUCACGUAAUGCAAGAAAUGCAAAUGCACAAGGCAAUAAUCGGACAACUACGACAACUGAGCCUCCUCCACAAGUUGUACCUGACAGGCCUCCAAAUCCACCAGCUACCUCAGUUCCAAUUUCUGGUUUCAGAUAUGGAGAACUGGACUAUUGGAAUUUAGAAAAAAAUGAACCACCUGCUCGACCGCCACGUCCUGUUCAGGGCCCAGGAGUGCCAAAACCAAUCCCUGCUAAAGAAGUAUCAACCUGA